Molecule: messenger RNA, 1374 nt
Organism: Cucurbita pepo subsp. pepo (vegetable marrow)
Lineage: Eukaryota; Viridiplantae; Streptophyta; Magnoliopsida; Cucurbitales; Cucurbitaceae
Product: protein SENSITIVITY TO RED LIGHT REDUCED 1
Cellular component (GO): cytoplasm; nucleus
Source: RefSeq, a predicted model, not a curated record
GGGCAUUCCGUAGAAGAAUAAGAACACACACGGCUUCUCUUAAUUGGUAACCUGCAAAAGCUAGAGAUGCAGACGGCCGUGCAACCAUGAACCAGCAGUAGAAUCGAAUCCGCUGUGUUGUCCAGUCAGGAAAGAGAAGAAUCGAAAACCAAUCAGAUUCUUGAGGUUAGAAAAGAGAAGCUGUAAUCAGGACUGGACGAUUAUCUCUUGACGGAUGGCAGCGUCGGCAAAAACUCUCGCGGUUCCGGAUCAGUCAAAUAAUGGCGACUGGACAGUUGUUUUACCUCGUCGUGGCAGGCAGAGGAAAACUUUUCCGAAGCUCAGAAAUCGAGAAGAUCAGCGGACUUGGUCGCCCACUGAUCAGGCUAAUGAUACAAUCAGAGAAUCGAAACUGUUGCAGAAGAUGGAAAUCUGUAUUAAGAAAGUUGAGAGCUCCCAAUUUUUUCGAACUCUUAUUGACGAGCUUGGAACAACGCCAGUCUUGGAAUCCUUAAAUAGGGCUUUGGCAUCCGAAUCAAAGAUGGAGAUGGUAAUCUAUGGCGUAGGAAGCAUAGAGAAUUACGAAAAUCCUCGAUUGCAGCUCAGUCUUGCAAUCUUGUUGAAGAGAAAAUUUAGUUGGAUUGGAAGUUUGGAGGUGUUCGAUCCAAUUCUUUCUGCAACCGAAUGUCGGGUAAUGGAAUCCUUUGGUUGUUCCGUUCUAUCAGUAAACGAGGAAGGACGGCGAUGUGCGCAGAAGGCAACAUUGUUCUUUAUGCCCCAUUGCGAGGCAGAGUUGUACAACAAUCUUUUACAGGAAAAUUGGACGGUGGAGCUGUUGAAUCACGUUGUGCUGUUUGGAAAUAGCUUUGAGAUCUAUGAACAGUUUGUAUCUGAAUUCAAAAGCUCACCCGUUGUUGAUUCAGCAAAGUACAUUUUAGCCUCAAGAAAGUUCACACGCGAGAUCAAAAUCAAGACACUUUCAGAUGAUUAUUUUGGUGCUUUCCAUGAUUCGAGUUGGCAUUUUUUCAGCCCUGUUUCACCGACGGAGCUGCAAUUCACAGAUCUUUGAAGAACAUUGUCUAGUGAUUGGAAAAACAGCCAGGUAAAUGCACUCUUAUAAUUAAUUGAACAUGGAUUUUGUUCUUUUCCAAAUAUAGGAAUGUUCAUCAUUUGUGCCAUGCUUGACUCACAUUCCAAUAUGGUGUUAGCCUUAUGAGGAUUUGAGAACCAUCUUUAGGUGUAUAUCCUAUUUCACUUGGCGGGGCCAAGGCAGUUGUUAGUCUAGCUAAGCAUCGACUAACAUCAAUUGACUAUACUUCAUCAAUUGUUUGAAUUGAAUAUCAUUGUAGAUCUUGAUUGUUGUGCUUUUAGGAUCAAAAUAGAAUUGAUUGUGUG